Messenger RNA from Aspergillus nomiae NRRL 13137, 1112 nucleotides. RefSeq names its product MYG1 family protein. Gene Ontology annotation, cellular component: nucleus; cytoplasm. Bases 45 to 1112 code for a protein of 355 amino acids. Lineage: Eukaryota; Fungi; Ascomycota; Eurotiomycetes; Eurotiales; Aspergillaceae. The transcript is spliced from 3 exons. The record is from RefSeq and is a predicted model, not a curated record.
CUUCUCCAAGUUUUCUACUCUGUGCACCUACGCGAAAUUGUUGGAUGCUGCGAUUCCGACCGUUAUUCAAAAUGGCCGACGAGACUAUUGCAAAGAAAAUCAAGACCUCGUCUCCUUUGAUUGGGACUCAUAGCGGCCACUUUCAUGCCGACGAGGCCCUCGCAGUCUAUCUACUCCGACAGCUCCCCACCUAUUCUGCCUCUCCCCUCAUCCGUACCAGAGAUCCGGCGCAGCUAGCAACCUGCCAUACUGUCGUCGACCUUUCCACGACCUUCCCCAACCACAAUACCAAAUUAUCCUCAGCGGGCUUAGUAUACAUGCAUUUCGGUCGAGCGAUCAUUGCUGAACACACGUCAUUGCCUGUGGAUCAUCACGAUGUGAACUUGCUGUACGAAAAACUGUACACAGAUUUUAUCGAGGCCAUUGAUGCCAACGACAAUGGCAUCUCAGCCUACGAUCCCGCUGAAAUAUCUGCUGCUAAUCUCGAGAAGCGCUUCAAGGAUGGUGCCAUCACCAUCACAUCGGUGGUGGGCGACAUGAAUAACCCGGAUCCGACCUGCCCGCCCGGAGAGCCUCAGGAUGAGGACAGUCUCUUUGGCCGAGCAAGUACCUUCAUUGGAAACGUUUUCACUCGCAAACUGCACCACGCCAGUACGUCGUGGUUACCUGCACGUACUACUGUAGGAAAUUCCUACAGGUCCCGCCGCGACGUUCAUCCUUCCGGCCGUAUUAUUGUUCUCCCUCAGGGCGGCGUGCCAUGGAAAGAGCAUUUGUAUAACUUCGAAAAGGAAGCAUCGGAAUCCGAUAAGACCAAUUCCGAAGAAGAGGUGUAUUACGUUCUCUACCCCGAGAGUGCUACUGAAGGGUCUAAAUGGCGUGUGCAGUGCGUGUCAGUGAAUGAAACUAGCUUUGUGUCCAGGAAGCCUCUGCCAGAGACCUGGCGUGGUGUUCGCGAUGCAGAUCUCGACGGUGUUAUGGCCGCAGAAGCCGAGAAAACCGGCAAGCCCAAGAUCCCUGAGGGUGCAGUUUUUGUCCAUGCCAGCGGCUUCAUCGGUGGCCAUAAGACCAGGGAAGGCGCAUUUGCCAUGGCCGUCCGUGGCUUGGAACAAUAG